CACGACGAGAACGUCUUAAAUUCGUGUUUUUGGUUCUCGUACAAGUGGCACUCGCAAAUUUCAAAAAUUCCCAAUCGACGUAAAUUUAGUUGCGAUGAAUUGUUCGAUAGGGGCACUUCACGGUGUGAGGACUGAAUAUUUCAAUCGACUGUUUCAACGAAAAUGAAGGGAUUCGAUUUUAGAAUCAGUGUCUGCAAUAAUCGGGGCGUUUGAUUGAUUGAUCGUUCGAGGUGUUUCAACCUUCUGCAGUGUAACCUUGAGCACCUGCGAACAUUUUGAUUGGCACAAAAGUCGGUGCAUACGUAUGAAACAUUGAGGAAGACAAUGCCGCUGUCUAUUUUAAUGUCAUCGCUCAGUUAGAGCCCCUAUUGGCAGUUUAUUGGAUUCCUCCGGGGAAAAUAAACCCACCGCUUGUCAAGUGACAUUUCGAGUGAACACAAAGGAGAAUCACCGGAACUUUUGUUAACGGAAUAAUUACGACGAAUGGAAAAUUCUACUGUUUAAUGCAUUGCGGGGGAUAAUAGAGUCGGGAAAGUUCAAGUGAAAAAGGGAAGAAUCAAGGUCGUGGGAAGAGCCGCUCAGUCUUAUACCUCAUUGGCUUAUUUUUUCAUAAAUAAUUUAGAAUUGUGGGGGAAAGGGGAGCAUCUGCUCCCACGUAAUAGCACUCGAUUCUUCAUUUUUUCUUUUACCUCUUGGUUAUACACCGCUGAUCGAUGUCGAUUACACACGACGAAGGAUUCGACGAGAGUGUCGUCGCGAGGGAGGACAACGUCCUUCGCUUGCAGUUGGCGUUACCGGUUAUACGUAAUGAGUCACUGCUACCACCGUCACCCGGGCACCUACCUGGAUGCAGUCCAAGUUACUUCACGUGCAGUUCACCGUUUCCAUUUAAAGAGAAUAUCGUCGAUGACACGCUCCUGCAGGAGAACGAGAUACAGCAAAAGCACAGUCGUCGGGUAAGCACGAGUUUCCUCCCCCGAAUUAUCGAGCCAACGAGCCCAUCGAAAUCCCAAUUAAGUGACUUGGUACGUUCGAUCGAAACACCUGACGUCUCGCUGGCAUCGACUUCCGGCUCUCGGGGUAGCACUCCGCGUCGAUCAUCCACUGAGGACGACGUAGUUGUAGGCCCACUCCGAGACGAAAUGCCUCUGGAUGUGGCGAAACUCGAGGCUGGACUGGAGGCUGCGAAUAUAGUGGGGCGAGAACUUUUGUACCAACCGGAGAAGAAUGGAUUGAGGCGGGCGGAUGAUAAGGGGGCGAGUCCGAGGCCCAAGAAGACUUCCGCAGCGUCAAUUUUUCCGGUUGCGGCCGGACUCGUCGCCGUUCGAGACGCAUUCGGUCCAAAAUUAACCCCGGCGAUAUCGGCCGCGAACUCUCUUCCUGAGAGUCCAUCGCCUGAAGAAGACACAUUCAACCCUGAGGAUCCGUCAAAACCGCCGAAUAAACAGAAUGGAGUUGCUGGGGAUGGAGGCGACAGUGAAAGUGACCCCGAGACACUCUUCUUCAGGGACGGGCGAAGGCGUAUUGACAUGGUUCUGGUUUACCAGGAGGAGACAGAGGGAGUAAUGACGGAAAUUGAAUCCAAACGAAGGGAGCAGAGGAGAAUUUUCCAAGAGAAUUUGCUCAAGGAGGGCCUGCAAAUGGAACUAGAGCCCAAGGAGAAUUCCUUCGAUGGAAAAACAUUCUUCCUGAAGAUUCACAUACCCUGGAAAAUUAAAGUGCAAUACGCUGAAGUUAUGAACCUCAAACUAUUGACUAAAAGAUUCAUAACAAUCAGUGUUAAGGCGUGGGGGGACGAUGGGACCAAAAUAAAGAAGAAAUUUUGGGAGAAGUGGACGAGCUUGGUGAACUUCCUCCAGAAAUUUCACAUGUGGGACACGAGCCUCUACCCGGAAGAGCCCAACUUCUACGCGACUCACGAUUCCGGCGACAGGGAGGAAAGAUUCCUCGUAAAGGACAGGGAGACGGCGUAUACACCGGCCCAAAGGUCGCUAAUCGUUUAUCAGAUUUUAAUGCGCGCCAGGUACGACGAGACCCACGAAAAAGCGGGAAUCAGACGAUUAAUUGCUGAUGGAUCUUAUCUGGACUGUUUUUGCCUCCACGAGGGGCCCUACAAUCGGCCUGGGCCCGAUGGCGUCCCCCUUGAUCGCCAUUUACUCUACUUGAUUUGGGCGCGACCCUCUCAGUGGUACAAAAAGCAGCCCCUCUGGCUAAUCCGGCGCUACUUCGGUGAAAAAGUGGCCCUGUACUACGCCUGGUUGGGUUUCUACACUCGCUCUCUCUACCUCCCAGCAAUAGUCGGUCUCCUGUGCUUCGUCUACGGCCUGAGCACGAUGGAGAGUGACGACAACACUCCCAGCCAAGAAAUCUGCGAUCCCGAGAAGGCAGGGAACAUCACUCUGUGUCCCCUGUGCGACAAAGCCUGCUCCUACAGAAGGCUCAAGGAAUCCUGUCUCUUCUCGCGUCUCACCUACCUCUUCGACAACCCAGCGACCGUCUUCUUCGCCAUCUUCAUGUCCUUCUGGGCGACGAGUUUCCUCGAGCUCUGGAAGCGGCGACAGGCAGUGAUCGUCUGGGAGUGGGACCUGCAGAACGUCGACGGCGACGAGGAGCCCAGGCCGGAGUUCGAGACGUCUGUCAAAACCUUCAGGAUCAAUCCAGUCACCAGGGAGAGGGAGGCCUACAUGCCAGCUUACUCCAGGAUCUGGAGAUACUGCGUCACAGGAUCCCUCGUUGUCUUCAUGAUAUGCGUCGUCCUGGGGGCCGUCCUGGGGACAAUCAUCUACAGAAUUUCCCUCGUCGCUGUGUUCUACUCCGGCGGCGGGUUCUUCUUCGAAAAGCACGCGAAAAUAUUCACCUCCAUGACAGCUGCCCUCAUCAACUUGAUAAUCAUCAUGAUCCUCACGAGGAUCUACCAGAGACUGGCCAAGUGGAUGGUGAACAUGGAGAACCCGAGAACCCAGACGGAGUACGAGGACUCCUUCACCUUCAAAAUCUUCUUCUUCGAGUUCGUUAAUUUCUACUCUUCCCUGAUCUACAUCGCCUUCUUCAAGGGACGGUUCUACGCGCAUCCUGGUGACGCCGACGCGCGAUCCUCCGAGUUCUUGAGGAUAAAGACCGACGUUUGCGAUCCCGCUGGAUGCCUCUCGGAAUUGUGCAUCCAACUCGCGAUCAUCAUGGUUGGUAAACAGUGCUUCAAUAAUUUCAUGGAGAUUCUAUCGCCGAAGAUGGUGAACUGGUGGAGAAAGAGGACUCACGUUGCUGCAACCAAGGACCACGAGAGGCCAUACACCUACUGGGAGCAGGAUUACCAGCUCCAGGAUCCCGGGCGAUUGGCCCUCUUCGACGAAUACCUGGAGAUGAUCCUCCAGUAUGGCUUCGUCACGCUUUUCGUCGCUGCAUUCCCCCUGGCACCGCUGUUCGCACUCUUGAAUAACAUCGGGGAGAUUCGGCUGGACGCCUACAAGAUGGUGAAGGAGGCGAGGAGACCUCUGGCCGAGAGAGUCGAGGACAUUGGCGCAUGGUAUGGGAUACUGAAGGGCGUCACUUAUGCUGCUGUCGUCUCGAAUGCUUUCGUCAUCUCUUACACCUCGGACUUCAUACCCCGAAGUGUUUACACUUAUGUUUAUUCCCCCACUGGGGACCUCCAGGGCUACAUAGAUCACUCACUGUCGGAGUUCAACACCUCCCACUACCGGGAGGACAUGAUCAGCGACAGGAAUGGACCCCCCACGUGCCAAUACAGGGGCUACAGGAAUGGCCCUGAUCACCCUGAUGCUUAUGGCCUCAGUCCGCAGUAUUGGCACGUGUUUGCUUCUAGAUUAGUUUUCGUUGUGUGUUUCGAGCACAUGGUCUUCGCGCUGACUGGACUCAUGAGUUAUGUCAUACCAGAGACACCCUCGGCCGUCUCCACCCAGCUUGCCAGGGAGAAACUCCUGGCGCAAGAGGCCAAGUACGAGAAGGGCGUCAAGGGGAGGGAGGAUGAGGACGAAUUGCUGGCGGUUCUCAGGGAGGCCGGCACCUUCGGCAGACCUGGGGCGCGUCGAGGGAGCUGGGCCAGGCGGUUCUCCAAACUCAGUGACACACUUGAUGCACACAUCGAUGUGGCGGUCAGGCAACAGAGGGCUAGUGAUGCGUCUACCGUGUGGGAGUCCUCCACCCACAUUUCGUGAAUUCGGGGGAGAAUGAUGCAAACUGCUGCCAAAAUAUAUUAGAGAAUUAAAACAGCGUACGAAUGAAUUUUAUUGGAAAAGCUGUUGGAUUUCUGGUGAAUUUUCUAGGAGUUGACAGAUUAAUAUUUUUCAAUAAGAGAAAAACGAUUGAAUUUUCAAACGAAUUCACUGGGGUUCUCCGUGAAAUUUUUUCGUGCAUGCUGUUGUUUAAGACUGUAAAGUAAAAUUACUAGUCAUGGGGGGAGGGUUCAGGGGUCGUUUGAUAGCCUUCCUGUCGGAGACGAGCUCGUAUCCCCGUACAAAUGAAAAUUCGUUAUUCGUAUGAUUUUUUUUACCUUCAUCCCAGUUUUUAAUUGGAAUCCGAGAUUCUCUCCUUCGAUUCUCUUGGUUGACUGCUGCUGAGAGAUGAGAUAAUUAAGUAUUAAUUUUGUAAUGAGGACUGACAAGAUACACUCGCGUACACCCCCGAACUAUUGCUAUUCUUACUAUUCACCACUGUUGCAUUUGACUAUUUAUAAAUGAAUCAUUUGUAUUACGUUAUUAAAAAAUACAUGAGAUAAUUGGUGUGAAUUUUGUGUGCUGUGGCUAACGAUAGGAAUCAUGAUUUUACGAAUGAAUUUUUAGCAACUCGUUAUGAUACACGAUUAAACUUUUAUUAUGGUUUUCUUUUCCACUCUGAUCGCUGUAUAGACAACUGAUAUUAAUUCGAUUAUACAAUAUUUACAAUAAAUCAUAAAAUUUACAUA
Messenger RNA from Diachasma alloeum, 4918 nucleotides. RefSeq names its product anoctamin-5. The transcript has 7 exons. NCBI's taxonomy places the organism in Eukaryota, Metazoa, Arthropoda, Insecta, Hymenoptera, Braconidae. Gene Ontology annotation, molecular function: chloride channel activity; protein dimerization activity. Gene Ontology annotation, biological process: chloride transmembrane transport. The coding region runs from base 714 to 4172 and encodes 1152 amino acids. Gene Ontology annotation, cellular component: plasma membrane. The record is from RefSeq and is a predicted model, not a curated record.